CGAUGCUGGGGUUGGAGGCGGAAGCAGCGGCAAUAAGAUGCCGACGCUUGAGAAGUAUGGCACCAAUCUUACAAAGCUGGUGAAGGAGGGUAAAUUAGAUCCUGUUGUUGGAAGGAAACAACAAAUAGAGCGGGUGACCCAAAUUUUGGGCAGGCGGAGAAAGAACAACCCUCUCCUUAUUGGAGAGCCUGGUGUUGGGAAGACAGCGAUUGCAGAAGGGCUAGCUCAGCGCAUUGCUAAUGGGGAUGUACCAGAGAUUAUUGAAGGAAAGAAUGUGAUUACCCUGGAUAUGGGGCUUCUUGUUGCUGGAACAAAAUAUCGUGGAGAGUUUGAGGAGAGAUUAAAGAAGCUGAUGGAGGAAAUCAAACAAAGUGAUGAGAUAAUACUAUUUAUUGAUGAGGUACAUACUCUGAUUGGAGCAGGAAGAGGUCAGGGUGCAAUUGAUGCUGCAAACAUCUUGAAACCAGCUCUCGCAAGAGGUGAACUUCAGUGUAUUGGUGCCACGACACUUCAUGAAUACCGGAAGCACUUUGAGAAAGACCCAGCUCUGGAACGGCGAUUCCAGCCAGUAAAAGUGCCUGAACCAUCUGUAGAUGAGACAAUACAGAUUCUGAAGGGGCUACGAGAAAGAUAUGAACUUCACCACAGACUCCGUUACACAGAUGAUGCUCUAGUUGCUGCUGCGCAGUUGUCAUAUCAAUACAUAAGUGACCGUUUCCUCCCCGAUAAAGCAAUUGACUUGGUUGAUGAGGCUGGUUCUCUUGUUCGUCUUCGUCAUGCACAGCUCCCUGAGGAUGCUAGAGAGCUUGACAAAGAGCUGAGACAGAUUACCAAGGAGAAAAAUGAAGCUGUCCGCAGUCAAGACUUUAGAAAGGCUGGGGAACUGCGGGAUCGGGAAAUGGAACUGAAGACCCAGAUCUCAGCCUUAAUCAAGAAAGGCAAAGAGAAGAGUAAAGCAGAAAGCGAGGCAGGUAAUGCAGGUCUAAUUGUGACAGAAGUGGAUAUCCAGCAUAUUGUCUCUUCUUGGACUGGAAUCCCUGUCGAGAAAGUCUCAAGCGACGAGUCGGACCGCCUCCUCAAAAUGGAAGAGACUCUCCACAAGCGAGUCAUCGGUCAGGACGAAGCUGUCAAAGCCAUCAGCCGUGCCAUCCGCCGCGCCCGUGUUGGCCUCAAGAACCCCAACCGCCCAAUUGCCAGCUUUAUCUUUUCUGGCCCGACUGGUGUUGGAAAAUCGGAAUUGGCAAAGGCACUAGCUGCUUGUUAUUUCGGCUCUGAGGGAGCCAUGAUCACUCUCGACAUGAGUGAGUUCAUGGAGAGGCAUACAGUCUCGAAGCUCAUUGGUUCACCACCUGGCUAUGUUGGGUACACAGAAGGUGGACAGCUGACAGAGGCUGUUAGCCGCCGUCCCUACACUGUUGUGCUCUUUGAUGAGAUUGAGAAGGCCCAUCCAGAUGUUUUUAAUAUGAUGCUCCAGAUUUUGGAAGAUGGGAGGCUGACGGAUAGCAAGGGCCGUACUGUGGAUUUUAAGAACACCCUGUUGAUCAUGACAUCCAACGUCGGAAGCAGUGUGAUUGAAAAGGGUGGCUGUCGGAUUGGAUUCGACCUCAACUAUGACGAGAAGGACAGCAGUUAUAACCGGAUAAAGAGCCUGGUAACUGAGGAGCUGAAGCAGUACUUCCGACCAGAGUUCCUGAACAGGCUGGACGAGAUGAUUGUCUUCCGGCAGCUGACGAAGCUUGAGGUGAAGGAGAUUGCAGAUAUCAUGCUAAAGGAGGUGUUCGAGAGGCUGAAGUCAAAGGAUAUCAAGCUUCAGGUGACGAAGAGAUUCAGGGACCAGGUUGUCAAUGAAGGUUACAGCCCAAGUUAUGGGGCGCGUUCACUUAGGAGGGCGAUCAUGAGGCUUCUGGAGGACAGCUUGGCAGAGAAGAUGCUUGCAGGGGAGAUCAAAGAGGGGGAUUCUGCAAUUGUGGACGUUGAUGCGGAUGGGAAUGUGACUGUGCUCAAUGGAAGCAGUGGCAUUCCACAGCCAGUGUCACAACGGUGCCAUUCCACAGCUAGACCCAUUGUGAUGUGGACAUUACUGACUGUUCCUUUAGAGUAUACCAGAGGAGGGAAGUGGCUCCGACCAGAGAAGAUGCUUGCAAGGGAGAUCAAAGAGGAGGAUUCUGCAAUUGUGGACGUUGAUGCUGAUCGGAAUGUGACUGUGCUCAAUGGAAGCAGUGGCAUUCCACGGCUAGUGCCACAAUGGUGCCAUUCCACAGCUAGAGCCAUUGUGAUAUGGACAUUAAUGGCGCUUCCUUUAGAGUAUACUAGAGGAGGGAAGUGGCUCCGACAAAGUACCGGGGCGGAGGAGUUGAUGUGGAUGUACGCCGGGUAA
Messenger RNA from Magnolia sinica, 2377 nucleotides. RefSeq names its product chaperone protein ClpC1, chloroplastic-like. Lineage: Eukaryota; Viridiplantae; Streptophyta; Magnoliopsida; Magnoliales; Magnoliaceae. Gene Ontology annotation, cellular component: cytoplasm. Bases 38 to 2377 code for a protein of 779 amino acids. The transcript is spliced from 7 exons. Gene Ontology annotation, molecular function: ATP binding; ATP hydrolysis activity; protein binding. Gene Ontology annotation, biological process: cellular response to heat. The record is from RefSeq and is a predicted model, not a curated record.